Messenger RNA from Neoarius graeffei (lesser salmon catfish), 2810 nucleotides. It is a transcript of the gene slc16a7, whose product is annotated as solute carrier family 16 member 7. Gene Ontology annotation, molecular function: monocarboxylic acid transmembrane transporter activity. NCBI's taxonomy places the organism in Eukaryota, Metazoa, Chordata, Actinopteri, Siluriformes, Ariidae. Gene Ontology annotation, biological process: transmembrane transport; monocarboxylic acid transport. The transcript is spliced from 5 exons. The record is from RefSeq and is a predicted model, not a curated record. Bases 113 to 1552 code for a protein of 479 amino acids. Gene Ontology annotation, cellular component: membrane.
GAAGCAGGAGCAGAUAAAGCCUGGUGGUGAAGAGUGUUCAUGUGAUAGGCAGGAAAGCUGAACAUUCAGUUAUCCACAACUGUCUCUCAACUCCACAUAUAGAGUCCCCACAAUGUCCCCUGCAACUGCUGCUGAUAUAGGCUGCACUCCUCCUGAUGGAGGUUGGGGCUGGGCUGUAGUGUUUGGGUCAUUCCUGUCCAUCGGCUUUUCAUACGCCUUCCCCAAAUCCCUCACCAUCUACUUCAAGGAAAUCCAGGAGUAUUUCUCCAUCUCCUACAGUGAGAUUGCAUGGGUCUCCUCCAUCAUGCUUGCUACCAUGUAUGCUGGAGGACCAGUGAGCAGCAUACUCGUCAAUUGUUAUGGGAGCAGGCCAGUGGUCAUUACUGGUGGCCUAAUGGCUGGGUUCUCCAUGAUUGCUGCUUCUUUUGGCACAACUAUAAUACAUCUAUACAUAUGUGUAGGCAUCAUUGGAGGUCUUGGCCUUGCCUUUAAUCUGCAACCUGCCCUGACCAUUAUUGGGAAAUACUUUCUUGUAAAACGACCCAUAGCAAAUGGUUUGGCCAUGACAGGAAGUCCAGUAUUUUUGUUCACUCUGGCUCCACUCAACCAGUUUCUGCUUGACAACUUUGGCUGGCGAGGAAGUUUCCUCAUCUUGGGAGCCAUUCUGCUCAACUGCUGUGUGGCAGGAGCACUGAUGAGGCCUAUUAAGAUAAGAAAAAAGCCAUUGCAAAAUCAAAACAGUGGUGGCAAUGGAGCAAGAAAAAGGAACAGUGAUGCUCAGACAAAGCAGACAGGAUGUGUAUCACAUGUGAGCAAAUUCAUUGACCUCUCACUCUUCAAGCACCGUGGUUACCUUAUAUACCUGGUGGGCAAUGUUGUGAUGUUCUUUGGGUUCUUUGCUCCAGUCGUGUUCUUGGCACUCUAUGCCAAGCACCAGGGGAUUGAUGGGUAUUCUGCAGCCUUCCUGCUCUUUAUUUUUGCCCUGGUAGACAUGGUGGCUCGGCCAGCGACUGGCCUGAUGGCCAACACAAAAUGGAUCAGGCCCAGGAUUCAAUAUUUCUUCAGCUUUUCUGUGGUGUAUAAUGGGGUGUGUCAUUUGGUGUGCCCUCUGUUACCCGGGUAUACAGGUCUGGUGGUAUAUGCCAUCGUCUUUGGACUGGCCUUUGGAAUGCUGAGUGCACUGCUUUUUGAGGUGUUAAUGGAUUUGGUGGGAGCCCAGCGAUUCUCAAGUGCAGUUGGACUUGCCACUAUUAUAGAAUGUGCCCCUGUUCUUCUUGGGCCCCCGAUUUCUGGUGCUUUGGUUGAUAUCUUCAUGGACUACAAGUACAUGUACUUUGCAUGUGGCAUGAUGAUGGUGGUCCCUGGACUUUUCCUCUUUAUUAUGAAUUUUUUUAACUACAGAUGGUUGGAGCAGGAACAGCAGAAGCAGGAAGCUCUGCGGAUUGGUUCAGCCAGUGAACUUGCUGCUAUAGAGGAGGCUAAUGAUAUUGAGCAAGACAACAAACUCAGUCAGGAACAGAAAUUUAUGGACUUAGCUAGCAAAGACGCAUAAUGCUAUGCACUCUGGUUUUAAGUUGAAAAAGCAUUCAUCUAUAUAUUUAGAUAAAAAAAUUAUAUAUAUUGUUAUAUACCCUACAAGUUAUAUGCUGCAUAAGAUUAGUAUAAUAUUUAUAUUUGUCAUGGACCCUCCCCUGGCAGCUCGCUCACAACACUCGGUCAUCUCUGAGUACUAAUACCUGGAGUUUUACGAUUUAAACUCUCCAAUUACUCAACGUGAAACCUUGCUCCUUACUGUGAGCUUGUCUUUCACACUUCUGCCCUAACUUUCUACCAUAUUGACAGUGUGUAUUUGUUUUGUUGGUCUUAUCUGUUCUCCUUGCCUUGUGAUGUUUUGUUUUUGAUUCUCCGUUGCAUUAAACCUCUUAUGUAAUGGCCCUUUUCCACUACCCUUUUUCAGCUCACUUAAGCUCGCUUCAGCUCACUUCAGCCCGACACGGCUCGCGUUUCGACUACCAAAAACCAGCACGACUCAACUCGUUUCAGCCCUGCUUAGCCCCUAAAACUCGCACCGUUUUGGAGUGGGGCUGAAGCGAGCCAAGCCGUGCCGAGUGAGGUUGGGGGCGUGAGCGGACACUCCCCUGUGCACUGAUUGGUGAGGAGGAGUGUCCUCACAUGCCCACACACGCCCCGCAAGCGCGCUGGGAUCUAUAAACACCGCAAACCCGGAAGGAGAAGAAUUACGAAUUACGAGAAUUUCUGAAGCCUUAUGCGCCUCGCCUCAUCUAUACGCUCUUGCCAGUAUCUGUCCGCGUUGUUGGUGACAACAAGCCACAGCACCAAGACCAGCAACAUUAAUGACUCCAUGUCCUCCAUGUUUAUUGUUUACUAUUCGGGUCGUGAGACUACCGCUUAAAAGAUCACUGAUGUCACUGUUUGCGCUGCUUAACGACAUCACCUGACGUCCACCCACUUUCGCUAACUCCACCCAAUGUGUCCACCCACUUCCAGCCAGCACGGUUCAGCGCGGUUGUAGUUGAAAUGCAACUCCAACAGCCCCACUCAGCUCGACUCAGCACGGCACGGCUCAGCCCGACUCAGCCGCGUUUGUAGUGGAAAAGCGGCAUAAAUGUCCUGCCUACAGAGGUGGACAAAGGACCCAACUUCAUUACUUAAGUCAAAGUACAGAUCCCACUGGUCAAAUGUUACUCUGAUACAAGUGAAAGUUGUCCAGUCAAAUUUUUAUUUAAGUUAAAUUACUGAAGUACUUGCUUUUAAAAAUAUUUAAGUAUUAAAAGUACAUUUUCUGUCAA